This is a messenger RNA of Pogonomyrmex barbatus (red harvester ant), 1043 nucleotides long. RefSeq names its product L-xylulose reductase. The record is from RefSeq and is a predicted model, not a curated record. Gene Ontology annotation, biological process: glucose metabolic process; xylulose metabolic process. NCBI's taxonomy places the organism in Eukaryota, Metazoa, Arthropoda, Insecta, Hymenoptera, Formicidae. Gene Ontology annotation, molecular function: L-xylulose reductase (NADPH) activity; carbonyl reductase (NADPH) activity.
CCGAUACUGGGUUUAUCAAACAUGGUGGUAGUAUUAACUACGUAUGUUUCAAUGCAUAAGUGAUACACAAGUUGUAACAUGACACAUUGCUGGAAGAAGAACUAAGGAGAAGCACUUCAAAUAUCGCGUGUGAGAUUAUCACAUAUUUUUAUACAUAAUUCUGUACGAAUUAGUAAUCGAUUAACAACCAUGAAUAUAAGUUUUGAAGGAAAGCGGAUUCUUGUAACUGGUGCUGGUCAGGGAAUCGGGAGAGAUUUAGUUCUUCGUCUUACAAAAUAUAAAGGAGAAGUGUUCGCACUUUCGAAGACGAAAAAAAACUUGGAUAAUUUGAUGGAGAUUAAUUCGAAAAUUCAACCAAUCUGCGUUGAUCUACAAGAUUGGAAUGCAACUAGGAAAGCCGUUCAGAAUAUUCUGCCGAUCGAUCUAUUGGUGAACAAUGCUGGUGUCGCUUAUAUUUCACCGUUCUUGGAUGCUACACCUGAAGAAUUUGAUUUAAGUUUCGAUGUUAAUGUAAAGGCUGUAUUGAACGUAUCCCAGAUUAUAGCCAAGAGUAUGAUUGAGCGUAAAAGUGGCGGCAGUAUUGUAAAUAUAUCAUCGCAAGCCGCUCAGGCAGCAUUAAAAGAUCACGCUGUUUAUUGCGCAUCAAAAGGAGCCCUCGACAUGUUGUCAAAAACAAUGGCUCUCGAAUUAGGCCCGUACAACAUAAGAGUCAACACAGUCGGUCCUACGGUGGUGAUGACGGAAAUGGGAAAGUUGGGUUGGAGUGAUCCAGAGAAAGCACAAAACAUGCUCAGCAAAAUUCCACUUGGUCGAUUUGCUGAGGUCGACGAGGUAGUGGAUGCUAUCAUUUACUUAUUAAGCGACCGAAGUUCCAUGAUCAACGGCAUUUUUUUACCUGUCGAUGGAGGUUUUUUAGCUACAUAAGCAAAGCUUCAGGAUUAUUUUCUUUAAAAAAGAAAAAUAAUAUUUGAAUAUCAAGUAUGUUAUAAUCCUAUAUCCAUUUCUAAAAUUUAAUACGUUUGAAAAUAUAUGUUAAUAAAAAU